Parnassius apollo (apollo) is the source of this 306-nucleotide messenger RNA. The record is from the annotation of a GenBank genome assembly. NCBI's taxonomy places the organism in Eukaryota, Metazoa, Arthropoda, Insecta, Lepidoptera, Papilionidae.
AUGCCAAAAAAAAGAAAAAUUGCAAAACUUGAAAGAGCUUCAACAUCAAGGCAACGUUCGAAACCCAAAAAUAAUUUGAAACGUAUGAAGUUUUCAGAAGAAAAUGAGACAAAUGUAACUUCUGAUAACGGUGAAAGUGAGAAUGAGAUAAACGAAGAAGAAAACACGAUAAAUAAGAAGAAAAGAAAUGAUUCAAUAGAAGAACACACAAAGGAAAAUAAAGAAGGCGAUGUUAUAAAAAAUAUCUCAAAAGACAUCGCCAAAUAUAAUAGUAACGUUAUAAUUGGAAAGGAGACAAGUGUCUGA